AUGGGCUGGAUUAUCAAGAAUGAAGAGGGCGCAGUUCUGUGUCGCGGUACGUCCAACAGAAGAUUUGUAGGCUCAGCGCUUAUAGCAGAAGCACUAGCUAUGCGAGAUGCAAUCAACCAGGCCAAAGACCUUUGCCUUCCCUGUCUCCACAUUUACUCGGACUCUCAGGUCCUCAUCUCUACCCUUUGUGAAGGGCGGGAUUUGAAUGAGAUCGCAGGCAUCAACAAAUUCAUCGCUAAAUUUUCAAUCCCUUUGCUUUCUUUCCAAGUAAUCUCCCAAAACAAUCCUUUUACAAUGAGCCUUAGACUCAUUCUCUCAGACAUUCUCCAGAAAAUUUUAGCCGCCGUUGUAUUGGCCGUAGUUAUAAGAUUCUGGCAUCCAAAGGGAGGAACAGGAGGAAAAUUGGGUUGGAUCAUAACUGGAUUAUCUGUAACCGUGUUUCCAAACACUCUCAUUAUUGGAAUCCCUAUCUUAAGUGCCAUCGAUGGAGAUGCAGCAAAAAACAUCUUGGUGCAGAUUGUUGUGUUGCAGUGCUUGAUUUGGUCCAACAUCUUGCUCUUCUUAUUCGAGAUUAAUGCCACGUGGGACUUACAAUCUUCCGGAGCUUCCAUAGAACAUAGAGUCAAUGACAAUGAAGAAACUGAUAUAGAGCAAGAGCCAAUAGAAGAAGAAGCAAUAGUGAGAACAAGAUCUUCUGGAACUGGGAAGAUAAUACUGAAGGCUUGGAGAAAGUUCAUAGUUAAUCCUAAUACAUACGCAGCAAUGAUUGGAUUAAUCUGGGCUACUUUACAUUUCAGGUGA
This is a messenger RNA of Brassica napus (rape), 801 nucleotides long. Its product is annotated as auxin efflux carrier component 8-like. The transcript has 3 exons. The record is from RefSeq and is a predicted model, not a curated record. Bases 1 to 801 code for a protein of 266 amino acids. Gene Ontology annotation, biological process: auxin polar transport; auxin export across the plasma membrane. Gene Ontology annotation, cellular component: plasma membrane; endoplasmic reticulum. Gene Ontology annotation, molecular function: nucleic acid binding; RNA-DNA hybrid ribonuclease activity; auxin efflux transmembrane transporter activity. Lineage: Eukaryota; Viridiplantae; Streptophyta; Magnoliopsida; Brassicales; Brassicaceae.